Messenger RNA from Psylliodes chrysocephalus, 377 nucleotides. The record is from the annotation of a GenBank genome assembly. Lineage: Eukaryota; Metazoa; Arthropoda; Insecta; Coleoptera; Chrysomelidae.
UUUAAAUAUUUUGCAAAUUGAAUUGUUUGUGUAAAGUAGAUAUGAUAAAAAUAUUUUUUUUCUUGUUAGUACUGACUACAUGCAGUAUUUUAGUGAGUUUGGGUCAGCAAAAUUUGUUCGCUUGCCCCCCGAGUCUUUGUAAGCUUACAAGUUGUUCAGCACCAAUUUGCUUUAAAGACGAAAUACUGGUUCCAAAAGGAGGAAUUUGUGGAUGUUGUGAUGAUUGCUACACAAAACUGUAUGCUGGUCAAACUUGCCGAUAUCCAUUUCUUGGAGUUGGUCCUUUCAAGGGAAUAUGUGUAGGUGGUUUAAUUUGUGGAAACAACAACAAAUGUGGGAACUAGUUAUAAAAUAAAUAUAUUUAAAUGUUCUAUUUA